This is a messenger RNA of Mollisia scopiformis, 1773 nucleotides long. RefSeq names its product MFS general substrate transporter. Lineage: Eukaryota; Fungi; Ascomycota; Leotiomycetes; Helotiales; Mollisiaceae. The record is from RefSeq and is a predicted model, not a curated record. Gene Ontology annotation, cellular component: membrane. The transcript is spliced from 7 exons. Gene Ontology annotation, biological process: transmembrane transport. Gene Ontology annotation, molecular function: transmembrane transporter activity. Bases 1 to 1716 code for a protein of 571 amino acids.
AUGCUUCCGGAUCUCAAUUUUCAACCCGGAAUUAUGGACUUCUCACAACGUCGCAUAAAACCAAAGUCCUCCCCAUUGCGAAAAAUUUAUCUUCGGAAGAGCUCAUUCCAAAAUCCGCUACCAAAAGUUCAGUACGUGAGCAGCGAAUCCGAAUCUGACGAAAAUGGCGAACUGUUCAAGAGGAAUCCGUUUUUGGAUCCCGACGUUGCAGAGCAUUGGACUGCUGUUUAUGAGCAGUCCCAAUAUGAAUGUCGACACGAGUUUGACCCAACCUUUACUUGGAGUGAGGAAGAAGAGAAAAGAAUCAUCCGAAAAUUGGACUGGCGAGUUUGUUUAUGGGCUUGUGUUAUGUUCUUCGGUCUUCAAACAGAUCGUGGUAAUCUAGUCCAGGCGUUGGCAGAUAAUAUGUUGACAGAUCUAAAGUUGACUACAAUGACAGAGUACAACUAUGGCAACAUCAUCUUUUACCUAUCGUUCUUACUUGCUGAACUACCUUCUCAAUUGGUCUCCAAGAAAAUCGGUCCUGAUAGGUGGAUUCCGAUGCAAAUUACUCUUUGGUCCAUUGUAGCUAUGUCUCAGUGUGCUAUCACUGGCAAGCAAAGUUUCUAUGCCACUCGAAGCUUGCUUGGGAUUUUGGAGGGUGGAUUUAUUCCUGAUAUCGUCCUUUGGCUCUCUUACUUCUACACCUCUCGCGAGUUACCGACCCGACUCAGCUUCUUCUGGACUACACUUUCAGCGACCACGAUAGUCACUUCCGUUCUUGCCUUCGCUCUACUUCAUCUUCGCGGCGUUGCAAGAUGGGCAGGUUGGCGAUGGCUCUUCUUAAUCGAAGGUCUCAUCACAGGCCUGGUCGGAGUGGGCUCGUUCUUCAUGAUGCCUGCAUCAGCUGUCCAAACCAAAACGUGGUUUCGGCCCAAAGGCUGGUUCAGUGAACGAGAAGUCAAGAUCGUUGUCAACAGAGUCCUCCGCGACGAUCCAUCCAAGGGCGACAUGCACAACCGCCAAGCCAUUACCCCCCGCCGACUCUGGAACGCAGCCAAAGACUUCGAUCUCUGGCCUCUGUAUGCAAUUGGAUUAAUUGCAUAUAUCCCACAAGCCCCACCUACAACAUACAUCACUCUCACACUAAAAAAACUUGGGUUCAGCACCUUCAAUGUCAACUUACUCACGAUUCCCUACUCAGUCUUCCACAUCAUCACUCUCCUUCUCCUAACCCGACUAUCAGAAUACAUCAACGAACGAACCCUCGUCUCCAUGCUCCAAGCCAUCUGGACCCUCCCCUGCGUAAUCGCCCUCCGCUACUGGCCCGGCACAAUGGUCGACCACUGGGGCACAUUCGCACUCGUCACCGCUCUCCUGUCAUACCCCUACUGCCACGUCAUCCUCGUGGCCUGGACAUCCCGCAACUCCAACAACGUCGGUGCGCGUUCCGUUUCUGCUGCUCUCUACAACAUUUCCGUCCAACUGGGCACCAUCAUCUCGAACUUCAUUUACAGAACGGACGAUGCGCCGUUGUAUCAUAGAGGGAAUAAGAAUUUGAUUAUUAUUAAUUGUUUGGUGGUUGGGCUGUUUUUGUUUACGAAGGGGUACUAUAUCUACCGGAAUAGGCAGAGGGAUAGAGAGUGGGCAGCGAUGACGCCGGAGGAGCAGAGGGAUUAUAAGCUGAAUUGUAAGUUGUCUGGGAGUCGGAGGAAGGAUUUUAGGUUUGCGCAUUAGAGAAGAGGACCGAGUCUGAGACUUGGUGGAGGUAAUGUUCAUAGAUAAAUCACAAAG